Molecule: messenger RNA, 852 nt
Organism: Eruca vesicaria subsp. sativa (arugula)
Lineage: Eukaryota; Viridiplantae; Streptophyta; Magnoliopsida; Brassicales; Brassicaceae
Source: the annotation of a GenBank genome assembly
AUUGAAAAUCCUCUGGAAAAUGACGACUCUCUACACUGCGACGACGGCUCCUUCGCACCACCGUUACGUAUCUCCUCCCCAACAUCCGAAACAGAACCUUCCACCUCAGCCGCUAAGCGUCUCCUUCACGGAGAAUCCUGCACCGGCGGCGGCGGUCGCAUUGCAGCAGCAGCAGAUGACGGAUUGGGUGGCUUCUCCGGUGACGCGACGGUUCGGUAUCGGUGCCGGAUUUGCCUGGGCGGGAUUUCUAGCUUUCGGAGCUGUCUCCGAGCAGAUGAAGUCACGACUCCAUGUGUUCCAGGAAGACAAUAGCACAAGAGUUUUAGUGAAGCAAGAAGAGAUCGUCUUACCAAAUGGCAUAAGGUACUAUGAUCUCCAAGUUGGAAGUGGAGCUACUCCAAGUCCAGGAUACUUGGUUAUAUUUGAUGUAAAGGGACAAGUACAUGGAACAGAACAAGUGUUUGUCGACACAUUUGGAAGCAAAGACAACAAGAAGAAGUCACUUGCAAUGGUAAUGGACUCAAGACCAUAUAGCAUGGGACUAUGCCAAGGGAUUGAGUAUAUUUUGAGGUCAAUGAAGGCUGGAGGUAAACGCAGAGUGAUCAUCCCACCAUCCUUAGGGUUUGGAGAUAAGAAUGUCGAAUUCGGACAGGGUUUGCAGAUCCCUCCAUCUGCUACACUUGAUUACACCAUCGAGGUUGAUACAGUCUAUUGUUUCCAAACCAUUGUAUGAGAGACUAUGAAGUGAACAAUGUGUAUUAAAGUUUCACAACAUCUUUUUCUGUGUGUGCAGAGAAUCUAAAAAAAAAAAUCAAAUAACGUUUUUCGUAUAUAUAUUUUCAUAUUUUAAAG